Rosa rugosa (rugosa rose) is the source of this 1200-nucleotide messenger RNA. RefSeq names its product early nodulin-like protein 4. Gene Ontology annotation, cellular component: plasma membrane. Lineage: Eukaryota; Viridiplantae; Streptophyta; Magnoliopsida; Rosales; Rosaceae. Bases 133 to 1008 code for a protein of 291 amino acids. The transcript has 2 exons. Gene Ontology annotation, molecular function: electron transfer activity. The record is from RefSeq and is a predicted model, not a curated record.
UUCAGUUUCCAAUCUCUAAUUUUCUUUCUCUGUGAGUCUGCAUCAAAUUCUAUCACUUUCACUGCAGAUAUAACACUUCUUUGAUCAUAUUAGUCCUGUGAUCUAGCUUGGUUCGGUUUCUGAUUUUCUCUCAUGGAGUUGGGGAGAUUUCUAUGCCUGUUCUUGGUUUGCUUGACGUGUUUUCUCUCUGCAACAGAAGGAUCCAAGUUUUACGUUGGUGGGAGAGACGGGUGGGUUUUGAAACCAUCUGAGAGUUACAACCACUGGGCUGAGAGGAAUAGGUUCCUAGUCAAUGACACUCUCUAUUUCAAGUACAACAAAGGAUCGGACUCGGUUCUGGUGGUGAACAAGGACAGUUUCUACAACUGCAACACAAGCAACCCUAUUCAGAAACUGGAUGACGGCAAUUCCGAGUUCAAGUUUGAUAGGUCUGGACCAUUCUAUUUCAUCAGUGGACAAGAUGGUAACUGCGCAAAGGGUCAGAAACUAAUUAUCAUAGUUCUCGCCGUCAGGCACCGCCAAACUCCUCCGGCUCAGCCUCCUAUGGCGGCGCCACCACAAGGCUCAGCGCCAGCACCUGUACCAUCAAAAGGCUCAGCCCCAGCUGCCGCACCAUCAGGUCCAGCAUCAACACCCUCACAUGCGCCAAGUACUACCCCAAUAACAACUCCAGUUCCAGCUCCAUCAAAAGGCUCAACCCCAGCUGCCGCACCAUCAGGUCCAUCAUCAUCACCCUCACUUGCGCCAAGUACUACCCCAAUAACAUCUCCAGUUCCAGCUCCGGCCGCCGCUACUACUCCAACCUCGUCUCCUCCUAGCCCGGUGGGGCCCGAACCGACACCGUCCGGAGCUGCUCCUUCCGGGGAAGUGACGUCACCUCCACCGGGGUCGAACCAGGCAUCGACAGCACCGAAUCAAAACGGAGCGUAUGGUGUAACGGCAUCGAGCGUGUUGGUGUCUUCGGUUGUUGUUUUGGUCAGUUUGGCUCUUAUGAGCAGCUUUUAUUAGGUCAAAUAAAUGGAAUAAAUUUAGUUCUUAAAUUUUAGUGGCAUUUUUUUUCAUUCCAUUAGGAUUGUUUUUUGUUUGCUGGGAUCAUAUCUGUGUGUUGAGAGGUGUGAGAGAGGAUUAUUUUGGGUCCAUUAUUAUUUGUUUAUUGUUGUACAAGUUAUCAAUGGACAUGGGAUUUGGUUUUAUCGAUCA